AUGAAUGAGGACGCACCAGAAGAUCUUCUGAAAAUAUACGAUGCCUGCGUAAAUACAUCCUUCACUGCCUGGGCUCGUGUGCAAGGAGGUAGAGAGUAUACCACCGAAGGAAUAGCACACAUAACGUAUUUUAAGCUGCAGGAAGAGUGCAGACACUUUGGCGCUGAAAAUCAGCCAAUUAAGCCACUCAUAUGCACGCGGAUAAUUGGACCAUUCGCACAGACAGAAAAAGAAAAGAGUCUUAAGAAUCUAAGAGAGAGCCUGCCUGAGAUAGAGUCUAUCCAUGAGCACAGACACUUGUGCAGAUCUUAUCUAGUUGUAAGAUCCAGGCCGUGGAUUGCUUCUAUCAUAGAUGCCCUUCCAUUAAACCUUCUUCCUCUACGCAGCUCCAGUAUAUACUCUAUGCAGCUCGAUAGCAUUCCCGUGCACUUUCCAUCUGAGGUGUUUAUCUCUAAGCAUCCAACAGCUACCAUUUGUAUGCUGAAUGUAAAUGAGCCAGAAGAGGAAAUAUUCCAAUUUUUCAGUGACUUUAGAGUGCAGAAAGUGGAGUCUCUAGAGGGAAGGGUGUACAUCCGCCUGGCCUCAAAAGAAGAGGCAGUGGCGCUCUACCAGAAGGUGGCAGGGCGUCUCAUCAACGAAAGAGCUGUGUUUGUCCUAUAUUACCCAGAGUGUUUAUCUGAUAUAAACUUGUUCCUAUAA
Molecule: messenger RNA, 699 nt
Organism: Nematocida minor
Lineage: Eukaryota; Fungi; Microsporidia
Exons: 1
Coding region: 1-699 (232 amino acids)
Source: RefSeq, a predicted model, not a curated record